Prunus armeniaca (apricot) is the source of this 633-nucleotide messenger RNA. The record is from the annotation of a GenBank genome assembly. NCBI's taxonomy places the organism in Eukaryota, Viridiplantae, Streptophyta, Magnoliopsida, Rosales, Rosaceae.
AUGAAAGCCAUUUUGUCACCUCAUAUACUGCUGCUUAAAUUCCCAACCCACUCAGGAGUCGGUCAGGUCUGGGGGGACCAAUUGAGCGCACGGGUAUGCUACGUGUCAUCCACGGCGGAAUCAGCAACUCGGACGUCUGGGCAAAGGCCGCCCGAAACAUUGGCCGUUACCCACCCAAACAUGCCGAACGGCAAAGAAGGGACCGAACGUACCGAUGACCCCCGAGAUGACAACGUCACGCUGCAAGCCCAACCUACCGAAGAGCUUGAAACGAUCUCCAUCUCCGACACACAGGAUCGGCAGGUCCGAAUCGGCACUUCCCUCAGUCCGUCUCUCUGGAUCGACUUCAUUACCAUUCUAAGGGCCAAUUCGGAAGUUUUUGCCUGGUCUUACAACGAUAUGCCUAGGAUCUCCCCGGACGUCAUCAGCCACAAGCUCAGCAUCUCCCCUUCCUUCAGGCCAGUCCGACAGAAGAGACGAUCCUACGACGCCGAACGAUACGAGGCCAUGAAGACUGAAGUAGACAAGCUUCAGGCAAUCGGCUUCAUCCGUGAAGUCACCUACCCCAUUUGGCUCGCCAACUCAGUCUUGGAGAAGAAAUCCGACGGUGCCUGGCGAAUGUGCCAAGAUUAA